UGGUUACCAAGACAACGGACAUUGAAAUAACAAGAACAUGAGUGGCCAAUUUGAUUUAGACUAUGUUUCUCUCCCAAUCUCAAAUGAAGCAAAUAAGCAACUUGAGGAAGGUGUCCAGCAGAAGAAGACAGAGAUCAAUGCCCUCCAACAGCAAAUAGGAGAGCACAAUGACCGUAUUCACAUUCUUUCAGAGCAUUUGAAAAAUGUGCAGCAAGAGCUCAAUCUAACUCAAGCUCUCUAUGAGGCUAGGAGGAAAGACGUAGAGACUGAAAAACAUUUAAUACAAGUUGCUGACAGAGAAGAAGGGAGGCUUAAAGAUGGCUAUCGUGAGCUCCAGUCCAAACAAGAGAAGCUCUCUGAGCUCAUGAAUACUUACGAGAAUAACCUCUUCAAGACAAACUCUGAACUUGAGAAGAUAAGAAAACAAAUGAAUUGGGAGAAACAGACUCUUGAGGCGUGGCUAGAGGAGUCGGCAAGGAGAGACGAAGAUGCUUCCACGAUAGCUAAAUAUGCUCGCUCAGAUGAGGCUAAAAUAAAGGAAUUGCUAUUGAAAUCUGAGGAGCUUAACAUCUCGUAUGUCAAAGCAAAGCAUAGCCUCAACGUGGAGUCAAUGGAUACUGUAGCUGCUCAGAUCGAAUUAGACAAUACAGCCCAAGCUUUCCGCCAAGCGCACGAUGAGAGACAGUCCCUGAUCCUUCAAUGGGAGCAAAUUAUUGAACAAAUGAAGAGAAGAGACCAAGACAUGGACCGGACUGCAACCGAGCUGGCGAGACUAAAGGCAGAAAUUAAAGUACUUGAGGGAUCUGUCAAUGAGAAGAAGCAAUUUCUUGAAGAAGAAAAGAAUAAUAACAAAGAAAUGGAAAAGAAGGUCCACGGUGCUGAAGUACUCUCAGCUAAAACUCACAAUGAAUACCAAGAGAAAGAGAAGAACAAGCAGCAACUGAAAGAUGAAUUGGAAACGUUAAAGUAUUCCGUGGAUCGAGCGGCAGCCGAUCUUGAGAGCAUGAGAGGGCAAAGCCAUCGCAUGACCAAAGAAAUACAGGACAAGACCAAUCGGCUGGACACUCUGCACCAUCAGCUCCUGAUAAUGCAGGAAGAGCAUAAAAGAGCAAUACAGAAGACACUGAGUGCUGAGGACAGAGCUCAAAAGAUGGACCAGUUACUGGCACAAGAGGAGGCCACUGUACAACAGCUAGAGAAAGAGUUAGCCGGGAAAAGGGAGAAGAAGUUUAAGCAGUCACAGCAACUUCAGGAAGUGAAGAGACGAAAGCAAAACAUUGAAGCAGAGAUACAAAGUGCAAAGGUUGCGUUGCGUAACUUAUCAUCAAACCAACGGAAAGUUGACGAUGAAGCACUCAAGCAACAAGAACUCCUUUAUAUACAGGACUUCCAGCUCCAGCAGUUGGACCAUAAGCUAAACAGAUUGGAGGGAGAGAGGACUGAAGAAGAGAAGGCUCACCUUACUAAGAAAAUGAAGGAAUUAGAAGCUGAUUGGGAGAGUCAGAGUCAGUCAGAGACACUGCUGAGCAGUCAACUGAAGAGACUUCAGGAUGACCUGAGGAGAGCCUCACGUCAAAUUGAAGUUAAGCAGAAAGAAAAGAACACACUACUGGGAAAAAUAGAUGAGCUUAAUCUUCACAUUGACAGCACGCAGAGGGAACUGCGAAAGAUGAUAGCAGCUAAACAGGAUCUCAUGGUAGACGAAAACAUCAUUAAACUCGAAGUGAAAAGAUUAAGAGAUGCUUUAUUCAGUUGCUCUGAUGAUGUCGUUGGACUAGAGAAAGACAAGCAGCAGUUGAUGACAGUAAUGUUGGAGAGAAAGAAAGAGAUAGCAGUUCACAAGGAAAUGCUUAAAGUUCAGAUCAAAACAAACGAAGGAGAAAGGCUCACAUUUAGUACUGAGCUUCAUGAUCGCAUUGCCAAGAUCGAUCGAUUAAGAAAAAGAUAUGAAAUACUUACAAUAUCAAUGAACCCACCCGAAGGAGAGGAAGAACAUUCACAAACGUACUACGUCAUCAAAGCAGCUCAAGAGCGCGAGGAGCUACAAAGAGAAGGUGACGACCUUGACGCUAAGAUCAGGAAGGCAGAAAAAGAGAUACAAGCUUUGGAGAACACUCUAGCUCUCAUUAAUUCAAAAAACAAUAAAUUUAGGAAAAGUCUUCAGACUUACGAUCCAUCAGGGGAGGAUUCCCUCGAAUUAGAGACAUUAGAGGGACAAUUCAAAGCAUCUGCUGACAAGUAUAGGCACAAAAGGAAACAAUUACGUCAACUUGAAAGUGACAUCCAAUCAUUGAAUAAUGCUCUGUCCCUGAUCACUGCUGAACAUGAUAACUGUAACAACUCACUCCAAGACACUAAAGAUAUGCUGGCUCAAUAUACUAAAGAAUAUGAAGAUACUAAAGUUAAAUUAGACAGAGCAAACAAGCAAUCUAUAAAACUGGCAAAGGAAAUAAGACUAAAGAAGAACACGACUGAUAAAACUGAUGUUGAGGAGGAUAUAGAGUUGAGAGAAUUGCGUGACUUCAACACAUCAGUGUUCCACCAGUUGGGCACUAUAGCAGCUAGUGACUCUAACCUUGCUGACACUAUACACCUACUCCUAUCACAAGUUGGUCUUCCUCCUCCUCCUCCUCCUACUGGUAUUAAAGCAAGUUCUCUACCUUCAUCUGCUCGUAGUUCAACCAGCCAGCUGAGCACAUCAAGCACAAGUUCCCGUCAAUCCACCCCCAGACAAUCACUGCAGUACAAACCAAUUGAUAUCAUUUUGACUGGUCAAUCCACUCCACCUCGUGAUGGAAGGACCACACCACAGGAGAGCUCUUCCCCCAGAAGCAGCAUUAGCUCGUCAGGCAGCAAAGGAAGCAGUAGAAGACACUCAAAACCACCAUCACCACUUGCUUCACCUCACAGCAGCACAGGGAGUGCCUCUAGACCUGCCAGUAGCUUAGAUUUAACUAUCAGACCCACAUGAACUGCUUGAAGACUUAUACAUGUACAUACUCACUGAGUUCUUUACUUAUUGAUUAAUCAAAA
Messenger RNA from Amphimedon queenslandica, 3033 nucleotides. RefSeq names its product coiled-coil domain-containing protein 39-like. Gene Ontology annotation, cellular component: axoneme. The transcript has 25 exons. NCBI's taxonomy places the organism in Eukaryota, Metazoa, Porifera, Demospongiae, Haplosclerida, Niphatidae. The coding region runs from base 38 to 2971 and encodes 977 amino acids. Gene Ontology annotation, biological process: epithelial cilium movement involved in determination of left/right asymmetry; inner dynein arm assembly; cilium-dependent cell motility. The record is from RefSeq and is a predicted model, not a curated record.